GAAAUUCACUCAGCGAUCAAACAAAACUUCACAUUGGAGAACCGACUGAAAAGUGCCAAUUAGUGCCACGAUUCGGGCAAUAUGGCUCCACAACAACAGCAACAACAACAACAGCAACACCAACAGCAGAACUCAACAUUCAUCGAUGAUAAUCUUGACACCUGUCCAUCGCUAUUGAAUUUACCUGAAAGCCCCAUACUACCAACCAAACAUCAGCAUUAUCAACAACGCCAAAAUCAAGACAACAACAACAACAACCACAACGACAACGUCAAUAAGCCAAGUGCUGAACGUUUGGUAGAUGCAAAAGUGACAACAACAACAAUAGCAACAACAAGGACUACAACUGCAGCCCACAACGCUGCUCCACAACCAGGCCAAAAUCAACAACACGACAGCAAGGCUAACGGAAAUGGCCAACACACGGCCGCCAGUCGACGGCAUCGCCAUCGUUCCAUUUCCCUCUACGGCGUAAAUAGCACUGUGGAACAGGGUCAUAAGGAAAUACCCAUUUGGCUGGACGAUGAUGAGCCGCGUUAUGUAUCGGGCGUAACAAAUAAAACGACAUGCAAUGACAUAAUCAAAGCCCUGAUUGAUGACGAGCUGAGAAAUGAAAAUGCCAACUAUUGCAAUCCAAACAACAAUUUGCCACAUGGCGGCCAUGGGGCAGCAGCAUCGCGUGACUACAGCGAUUACGUUAUAACGGAACGUUGGCGAGGUAUCGAGCGCAGCUACGACGGCAACAUGGCCAUUUUACCUGUUUGGCGCGCUUGGAGCCGUGUGCACAAUGAGCUACGCCUUUCGCUCAAGAAACGGGGAGAGCUCAUAGAACCAAUGCCACUACAACUGAUGCAACUCGCUCAUUCCGAUCCAGCCAAAAGUUUUUCCGUGCUCAAGUGGCUUAAAAAGUUAUUGCAUCUUACCAAUAAGAAGCAAAAAUCCAAGACCAAAUCUGCCAAAACACCAGCCAAACUAACUAAGAAAACGAAAGAGAAAUGUUUGCUGGCCAAGAAGCAGCAGGAAAUGCCUGAUGAAUUGCUGUUGAUAUUACUUCCCGAUCAGCAUUACGAAGCGCCGACAGAUGCCAAUCACAAUGUUAAGACCAAGUUAUACAAUUUGGCCGAGUCGCGUGCAACGCAACGAAGACGCAGACGCAGUCGAUGUCGAAGUCGACACGAACCGAUUGUCAUAACCGAAACAAUUGCCAACAACAACUGCAUUCGGAGGCGCCGGAAGGAUGCACCCCUGCGUAAUAGUGUGCGCAACAAGUUGGCAUCCCUGCAUGCGGAUAUGAAUGUAAGGUACGAACGGGAAUACAAUCUGACGCGGCAACUAACGGAAAAAUGUAAGCUGUACAAGCAGCACAACGAGCUGUACACCUCCCCAGAAAUGGAGAUUUCGGUGGGUCAACUGCAGCGGAAUAUAGAAGCCUAUGCCGAUGAUAUUAUUAAAACGGAACACGAGUUGCUUGAGUUAAAAAAUGAAAUAAAACAUGACAUUUCCCUUAUCAAUAAUCUUAAGCGCUUGACUCUCGAGCAAGAGACGCCAGCGCAGUCCAAAACUAAAUUUAAAUCCCUGCCAAAUGACGGUAAAAAUAAAGAUUGUAUGAAGAUGAAAGAAGAAACACCUCAAGUUGCUAAAAAUGUACACGAAAUGCAAUUCGUUGAUAAUAUUUAUGAAUUUUGCGACAAUAAUGCAAGCAUGUUAGUUUAGUUUUAAUCUAUUUUGUUAAGUUUUAAGCAAUAAACCAUAGUUUUUAUUACAAG
Drosophila innubila is the source of this 1766-nucleotide messenger RNA. RefSeq lists its product as uncharacterized. The record is from RefSeq and is a predicted model, not a curated record. The transcript is spliced from 5 exons. NCBI's taxonomy places the organism in Eukaryota, Metazoa, Arthropoda, Insecta, Diptera, Drosophilidae. Bases 82 to 1713 code for a protein of 543 amino acids.